GAUCCCCAGAACGAUCAGUACAUAGCACACCUCAUGGACUAUUUUCACAUAUGCCUUGAGAGCGUACGGAGGCUGUCCGUUGGCAAAACGAAGCAUUUGAUGCUGAAAGCUCUGGCGGACACUCUGGGCGGUUACUUGCGGGUCUACAUCCUCCCCAUCACAAGACACUCGUAUUACGCGGGUAACAUCAAGUAUCGUAACGCGAGGAUGCUGUUUGAGCUCUUCGACGAGCUGAAGGUCUUUCUACAGACAAACGGUGCCAGUUGGUCGAAGCCCAGCCAAGAUCUUCCAAAUAUCAGGAUUCCACCCAUCAUAAUUACACCACCGAAAACGUCGUUUGCCUGUAAUGGGCUUAUCACGUAUUCGGCGUGCUAUGGUAACGAAGCUACGGCGAACGAAGUCACAAUACCCCUCCCGUUCCUCGAUAAUGAAGCGGAGCCAAACAGCAUCGCGCUGCCCUUCAAAACCGAUAGCCUGCAAUCAUUGUACUCGGAAAAGUCGGCUUUUGCCCUCGUGAAGUACUACAUCGCCAGCGUCAAGUGCAUCACUUCGCGAUCAAGCACAAAAACGCGGCUGCGAAAGUUCAAUAAGGACUUCUAUACCUGGUUGCAACAAUCUGUGCGCCGACACCUGGACGACGAGAAAUGGUAUCCAGCAUUCGGUGGUGUCCUCCGAGUACUGGCUACCUUGCGAGAAUCGGAUAUCGGCGGCGAUAUUAUGAAGAGCAGAACAAGCGGUACUUAUCAAGUUAUGCCUAAAGUAGGUACGGGACGUACGAGUCAGACGGACGAGAGUGGAUCGUCGCUUUACAAAGGAAAAGGAGAAAACAGUACAACGACACUUGGACCUACAGAGCUCGUGAUUAUAGCAGUGUUAUCCGUACUGAUGAUGUGGUUAUUGGUGGGAUUGAGCUUAGUGUGCUACAGAUUUCUCACCAAGCCCUCCGAGGGCUGUCCACCCUGCGAAUCAAAGGCUACACCAUUCGCGGUUCUCUACGAGAAUGCGGACUACUGCCAACCAGAUACGUGCCCCUCGAAGCCGUUGCGUAAGGGAGUGGUUGAAAAAUUAAAGGAAUGGUGGAGAGAUAGGUUUGGACGGUGCCCAGGGGGAUGCCAGGAGCACGCGGACGAGGAACGUUGCUUGGCCGCGAUGAGUUACAGCAGCAAAGACGUCGUCAGCGAUAGCAGCAGAAUUUAUCCGUGGGCGUGUCUUUUUACGUUAAUUACGUUGCUCUGCUAG
Molecule: messenger RNA, 1239 nt
Organism: Temnothorax curvispinosus
Lineage: Eukaryota; Metazoa; Arthropoda; Insecta; Hymenoptera; Formicidae
Exons: 7
Coding region: 34-1239 (401 amino acids)
Source: RefSeq, a predicted model, not a curated record